Scomber scombrus (Atlantic mackerel) is the source of this 1896-nucleotide messenger RNA. RefSeq names its product refilin B (gene rflnb). The record is from RefSeq and is a predicted model, not a curated record. Gene Ontology annotation, molecular function: filamin binding. Gene Ontology annotation, biological process: skeletal system morphogenesis; actin filament bundle organization; negative regulation of bone mineralization involved in bone maturation. Lineage: Eukaryota; Metazoa; Chordata; Actinopteri; Scombriformes; Scombridae. Bases 339 to 950 code for a protein of 203 amino acids. The transcript has 3 exons. Gene Ontology annotation, cellular component: actin filament bundle.
CUUCUCCGCACAGCUCUGCAGUGAACACACUUCAUCUCUUUAAUCACAUGUGCAACCUGGUGCUGGGUUAUGCUUUUAUCUUUGUGCACGUAAAAGUAAACAACUAUUUAGUUUGGAGGUGGUUUAAAGCACUAAGGUUGGGAACUGCUUUACCGCCUGGUUGAUGAUAUUCACUGCGGGCAGCCGUGCAUGCUGUCCGGGAAGAGAUUACCAAAUAACACCAGAGGACGCACAGAAGAAUAAAACACACACAAGAGGAACUAUAAUCUGGGACUAUUUCUCAUUUCGUCAUCUGCGUUUUACUCGCUGGAGUUGAGCAACUUUUUUUUUAACUAGAGAUGGUUGGCAGGUUGAACUUGCCAAAUGUAUGUGAAGGUGAUCCACUGGAUAUGAGCUGCAGGGCUGAUAGAGGACUUGACAGCCCGGACUCUGGGCUACCCCCGAGCCCGAGCCCCAGCGCCUGGCUCCUGCCUGUGUGCGCGGAUAAAGCCGGGGGCGUGAGCCCGGUGUCUGAAGAUGAAGGAAGGGGCUCCCUGGUACCAGUUUCACCCUCUGGAUCUUUGCCACAGCUGCACACGUUGUCCUAUGGGGAGGGUAUAUCCCUUGAUCCGUUACCGCCGAAAGAGAUAAGAUACACCUCAUCCAUGCAUUACGACUCAGACCGCCACUUCAUCCAGGAUGUGGCCCUACAGCCAUGGGGCCAGGGCCUUGAACACUGCAUGCAGACCAUCAUGGCCGUGCCCCAUAGCACCUGGCGCCACUACAAGACACAGCUGGAGUUUCAGCCUCGCCACCGGCCGCAGCGCUUCAAGAGCACCACGAUCAUCUACCCCAAGAAAACCAGCACCUUGUAUACCACAGAGCUGAGCUACGACUGCCACCGGCUAGCCAGGCGCUUCCUCUCCAGUGUAGAGCUGGAGACUGCAGGCAGCAGAAAGCUACCUCAGUGAGGGGGGAGGGGGACAGGUGGCAGGGGACAAGACUCCUAUACUGUAGCUCCCCCAAGACUGCCAUAGACCUGCUGUGUUGUCUUUACAGUUGUGUAGUCGCCUAUCCUUUUUUUAUUAACUACCCAUCACAAGCUGUGGACAGGAAGCCUCUGUGCUGUGUUGCUACAGAUAGAGAUGAGAAGAUAUGGACUAAAUGGAUGAAAUUACUAUUCUGGAUGAUUCAUACUUAGAAUAGAUAUUUUAUUGGAGGCUUUGUUGUUUUUUGAUGGGGUGAAUACUUAUUGUUACUCUGCUCACAUCAAGGUGAACAAGGAAUGAUUUUAGAAGUGCAAAAAUGGGUUAUGUUUCAAAGUGGGCGAAAAUAACAGUGAAGGAGUGGAGGAGCAAUUAAAUGUGGUGCGGGAGUUUGGAUGCAUGCUAAAUCACUAACUUAGUUAUCCACACUGCACAAAGGAUGUGGUGUGUUUUGUUUCUUCACAGGAUAUUGUGUAUUUCUGCACAACUUUAGCACAAACUAAGCUCUGACUGUUUUUGCAAGCCUUCUUUCUGGCCAGGAUUCAUAAUGUAUUACGUAAAAAGUUGGUAGAUAAAAGGAACACUUGCUGUUCAUUUUUGUGUGUGAGCUUCUACAAACUGAUUAAGUAGGUUGUACUGAUGGAACAGGAGUGUGGAGUUUACUGAAAGGUGGAUAGUAUUGUUUUGAUAUCACUCACUGGCUUACAAGUGAAAGUAAAAAGCUGCAUUCCACUGCUAUCACUUUCUAUGGCUUGAUUUGGAUUGAAAAUCAUAUUUAUUCUUUUUUUUUUGUUUUUUUUUGUUUAUAAAUGUUUGAAUCUGAUAUUUUAUCAGCUGAUUAACGGGUCUCCUCAACUGUGUCAAGGGAUAUUUUUGUGAUGCUUUAUUGAUGCUUCUUUCACUUAUUUCACUUAUUUAGUGCCAAUUUUAA